GAUGUCGGAGUGUGAGUGUGGACCUUUAUCUACUCUCCGCCUCUUUCAGUCUGGAUUCAUCUGACUCUUUGGGUCUUUGCUGUUUGCUCAGCAGUCUGCUCGCUGCCCCACAUUUUAUUUGGUAAUUCUCUCUCCACCACUCGCUCGCUGCGUCGCUGCGUAAAAGCCGCGCUGCGCUUGGAAAUGUAGUUGAUUUUUGCGCACAGCGAGUUCUCCGAAAAUGGACUUAAAAUCCGAACUGCUCAAGUCCAUCUGGUACGCUUUCACAUCUCUGGACGUCGAGAAAUGCGGGAAAGUUUCCAAAUCACAAUUAAAGGUGCUGUCCCACAACCUGUACACGGUUCUGAACAUCCCUCAUGACCCCGUGGCUCUGGAGGAACACUUCCAGGACGAUGACGACGGCCCGGUGUCCAACCACGGAUACAUGCCCUACCUCAACAAAUACAUCCUGGACAAGGUGAAGGAGGGGAUGUUUGACAAGGAGAAGUUUGACGACCUGUGCUGGAUGAUGACCAGGAAGAAGAACUUCAAGGGUCUGCCAGAGGGGGCGCUGCUCUCAGAACGAGACUGUUUCAAACUCUUCUGUUUAUUCAACCUGCUGUCUGAGGACCGCUACCCGCUGCUGAUGAUCCCCGAGGAGGUGGAGUACCUCCUGAAGAAGAUCUCCACCACCAUGAGCCAGGAGUGGGACGGGAAGCCCCUGGAGGACCUGAUAUCCCAGGAUGCAUCAGGGCGGGAGGAGGACAUGUCGGUGUGGAUCUUCCUGGAGCACAUGGUGGCCGGCCGGCUGCUGAGGGUCUCCAGCGCUGAGGCCUUCAGUCUGGCUCUGGACGAGGUCUUUCUGGAGAUGUACCACAACGUCCUCAAACGGGGCUACAUGUGGAAGAAAGGGCAUGUCCGCAGGAACUGGACGGAGCGCUGGUUCGUGCUGAAGCCCUCCUCCAUGGCUUACUACGUCAGCGAGGACUUAAAAGACAAGAGAGGAGAGAUCCAGCUGGAUAAGAGCUGUGUCAUAGAGCCUAUAGCAGACCGGGAGGGGAAACGCUGUCUGUUCUGUGUCAAAACUCACAAUAAAACCUUUGAGAUGAGCGCGUCUGACCAGAGGCAGAAGGUGGAGUGGACUCAAGCUCUUCAGACAGCGCUGCGUCUCCAGAGCGAGGCCAAGUCCUCGCUCCACUACGAGCUGAAACACAAGAGGCGGGCCCAGCGGGAACACGGCCACCGCGAGCGCAGCCGCAGCGCCCGCAGCAGCUGCAGCAGCCGCAGCAGCCAAUCAGACGACUCCAACUUCCAGGAGCUGGAGAAGAUGGAGAAGGAGAAAGACAGACAGGAUCUAGAAAUAGAAAGCAUCAUCCAGCACGCACGAGAAUUAGAAACCAGACGAAGGGAGGCGGAGGAGAAAGAACGGAGGAAACAGAAGGAGGUGCAGAUGGAGCUGGAGAGACAGCUGAAGGAGGCUGAGACGCUGCGGGACAGCAUGCAGGCUGAGAUGCAGGAGAAGGAGAAGGAGGCUGAGCAGCAGAAGAAGAGGAUCCAGGAGCUGGAGCUGACUCAGAGGAAGCUGGAGUCAGCUCUGAACCUGGAGAUCCAGGCCCGGCUGGAGGAGGAGCGGGCCCGGCAGGAGCUGCAGAGGGUCCUGCAAGCAGAAGAAGCGAAGAAGAGGCAGUUCCAGUUCCUCCAGGAGCAGCAGAGGAGCCUGCAGUGCCUCAGCCCCAUCCAGGAGGCGUCAGACGGGGGUCCGGACCAGGAGACGCCCUCCGCCCUGCACUCCGCCUCGCAGGAGCUCCAGGACCUGCAGGCGUCACGCCAGAGGAGCCACCAGCGCCUGGAGGAGGUCCAAGAGAAGCUGAGAUACGCCAGUCAGCACGUACGACACUGGAACGUCCAGCUGAACCGCCUGAUGAAGCCCAUCGGGCCCGGAGAACGUUCAGAUAAUCGCCUAUCAUCAACAAAGAUGUGUCCCAAAAAAGAAGGAGCACUGGCCAGUAACGAGUUCAUCUCUAAAUACAAGUCCAGAGCCGAUCAGAACAGUCUGGAGGAGCAGCUGGAGGAGCAGCUGGAGGAGCAGCUGGAGGCCGUGAACCUGUCAGACCAAUCUCAGGGAAAACCCAACGGACAAAUGUGAUCCAAAGAGUUGACUCUUUCAAAUCUACAAAUUCAGAAAUGAUCAAAUAAGCUCUUCAUUUGUUACAGACCCAGAGUGGAAAGUGGAAGGAGACAAAAAGAUUCUGUGCAAAAAGUGUUGUAUUAUAUUUAUAUUUUUAAAAUGCGCACUAAGAUGGAGAGCGAUGACGACACACGAUGUGAUGCAGGAUUUAAUGAAAACACGUUUGACUGAGAUCAGCUGAGAUUUACUGUUUUGUACAAUAAAAUUUAUUGGUGAAUAAUA
Molecule: messenger RNA, 2389 nt
Organism: Centropristis striata (black sea bass)
Lineage: Eukaryota; Metazoa; Chordata; Actinopteri; Perciformes; Serranidae
Gene: def6c
Product: DEF6 guanine nucleotide exchange factor c
Exons: 12
Coding region: 221-2125 (634 amino acids)
Cellular component (GO): nucleus; cytoplasm
Source: RefSeq, a predicted model, not a curated record